GCGAAGCUUCACGUGACAUCUCAACUGUCAACAUUACAAUGCACCUGAAAUAGCAGUACUUUACCAGUAAAAAAAAUUAGUUCUUGCUCCAGUAUAACCACAAAUACAUUUUACUAAUCGCAUUUCGAAGCAAGAUAUUAAUGUUAGCUAUCGGCUGUUUGGCUGUCACCGCUCAGGUAACAGGAUGGCUGUAUCUCACACCGGCCAGUCCUCCCUAGUGCACAGCUUGGCCACUCUCCUCCGAAAUGAUGGCGACUUGGUGCUGGAUGGCAGCAGCACCCUGACCCUGCAGGCAUCCAGCUUGCAGCAGCUGACCAGGCUGUUUGAACAGUACCUGCUGUCCCGCAGCCAGCAGCACGGCUUCCUGGCGCUGCCCUCUCACCCGGCCGACACCGCCUCCCUGCUGCAGCUGCAGUUCCUGUUCGACGUGCUGCAGAAGACCGUCUCCCUCAAGCUCAUCAACCCGCUGGGGGAGAGGCUUCAGUCAGUGGUGAAAAUCUUUCCGUUCAAGUCUCUGAAAUGCUUGGAGUUGAAGCGAAUCCCCCCACACUGUCUUGAGGGACUCAGAGGAGUUUACUCCCAGUUGGAGGUCUUUACCUGCUCAAAAAGCCUCAGCUCCCUGGAGGAGCUGCUUUCACUCUGUGGAGGCGACCUGAGCUCUGCACUGCCUUGGCUGGAGCUGCACACUCUCAACUUCAGCUACAACUCCAUCGUCUGCCUUGACCAGUCGCUGAGUUUACUGAAUGUCCUGAAGUUUUUGGAUCUAAGCCACAACAAGAUUCAGGAGUGUGCUGAAUUUCUAAAGCCUCUGACUGAAUUGGAGCAUUUGAACCUGGGCUACAACUGCCUGCAGAGGGCGCCAACGUUGGGCCUGAGCGGCCGGGCCAAACUCCUCACACUCAUCCUCAGGAACAACGAGCUGGAGACCAUCAACGGCGUGGAGCAGCUGUCUUCUCUCCAACACCUUGAUCUGGCUUACAACCUCCUGUUAGAGCAUUCUCAGCUGGCUCCCCUCUCCCUGCUGCACUGUCUCAACACACUGAACCUGGAGGGCAACCCGCUGUACUUCCAGAAAACCCACCGAACCUGCACGGUCCGGCAUCUUUCCCCGAAGGCUGCCUACCUUAGACUUAGACUUGAUGGUAGUCCAUUGUCUUCAUCAGAGUUAUCAGUUCUGCCAAAACCAGGGCAGCUGAUUGGCCAGACACAGACCUCUCCUCCAGUUGCCAUGGCACCAGAGCGGGGUAACCAGGAAGUGUCCAGUGGAGCAGGGGAGCUGAGCGACAGUCUGUCAGUCGGGGAAGUGGGAACCGCUCUUAUUCACAAGAAGAAAUCCAGGAGUAAGGUGAAAGUGAGGAGGGCCAGCAUCUCUGAGCCCAGUGAUACAGAUUAUGAGCCCAGACCUCAGACCUCCACAUAUGACAUAGUCCUCCCCCACCAGCAGGAGAUUGAGCGCAUGUCGAGCUUCAGAGACCAGCUGGGUGAGGAUUGGCUGCGGUACCAACACCAUCUAGAUGGAGCGCCGCCCUCUGCCCUCACAGCCCCUGCCAGCGCCAACCAGCCAGCCCCUCACAGUCAAACCCUCCCCAAUGGCCUCAGUGCCACCUCACGUCCAUCCACCAACCCCAGGCCCUCGCCCUCUCCAUCGCCCCUGGAGGUCCCGGACAUCCUCCCCCCGCCGCUGCUCUCCUCAGAGACCAGGGUGGAAACCUCUGAUGGGGAUGCCGACCAGGAGACGGAGUCCACCUUACAGUGGCCCGGCCAGAGCCCCGGGCACACCGAGUCCACCUUGGAGAGCAGCAUGGGUGUCAGCCAAGUAGUGGAGGGUCAGGAGUCCCAGAGGCCAGGUAGAACAGAGAGCGGCAGCACCAAGGAGGAAGAGGAAGAGGAAGACCUGGGAGUUGACCUGUGUCACCCUCUGCUUGUUGGGGUUUUAUCCGACAAGGACGACAAAAAGGGGGAAGACGAGGAGGGGCGGGGGGAGAGAAGCAGAGAGGUAUUUUUGCGGGUCAAACAGGGCCUGCUGCUGGAGGUGGACAUGCAGCGAGGCCAGGAGCGAUGCCGCUUGGAGCUGGACAGCCUGGCUGGGGUGGGCGCCACCGAGGCCAUCUGGACUGAAGGGGAGACAGAGAGGAUGCUUCCAGCACUAGAGCUUCAGUUCCACUACAUCAGCAGAGAGAAAAGGAGGAGAUGUUACGUCAUGCUGGAUGAUGACCCACAGCAGGCACUGCAGGCUCUCACCGACAUGCUGUCUCGUGUGGCGGAGGAAAACCAGCAUCGUGACUCGGUGGUUCACCCCAGCUGUGUUCGCCUGCAGUGCCUUCGCUGUAGGUCAGAGUUCAUGCUGCAGGGAGAGGGGGCUGAAGACACCAUGGGAGGGAGGGGCUGGAGGAGAGCUCCGAUGCUACCAGAGGGCAUUGAACAACUGGAUGGAGAGGACCUUAUGGAGGCCAAGUGUGGUGAGCAUAGCAAAGGAAGCAACAUAAUAUGCCCAGAAUGUGGUAGUGACCACGUUGUCCAGCUGGCUGGCCAACCUAAUCCGUCUUGCAGUACGCCCAUCCACGGUCCCUCAAGGCUGGACACUGUGGAUACAUCAUUAACCCAGGACAACGUUGAUAUCAAUCAGAGCAGUGGCACUGCCAAUAAGGAACUCUUCACAGACAGGCCAGUAUCUAGAGAUGCCAGCCUUAGUGGUAGCCCCAUGCUGGAAGCAGCUACGACCGUGGAAGAUCCCACCCCAUCCUUUGUCACUGCACAGGGAAGCUCCUUUUUCAUUGGGGACGGUGAGGACGAUACCUGGGCUGAGCGCAGGCUGUCCUACAAUACAGAGUGCCAGAGUAAGGAGGAUCUGGCUGGGAGCUACCACUACACUGAUGCUGCCACUACACCACCGGAAGGCCAGAGCCAAGUCCAAGUCCAGCACCCGGAAAGGUCUAGCUCUAGUGAUCAGUUGGACCUGCUGUCUGAAGACUAUGAGGCAGUGGACCAUCGACUGAAGCUUUUCCUGGAUGUGGAAAUCUUUGAAGAGGAAGAGGAGCUUCACUCUUUCCUCAGGAUGUCCACUGUCAAAUUUGGGGAGCCAGGAGAGUUCCCCUCUCUCUUGGUGGUGUCAAACCAGCGAAUCUACUUUUUGGAAAUGACAUCGGAGACCCACAGUGGCCAGCUAUCCGAUUGGCUGCAAAAGAGGGACAGCCACCCAAUCACAGAGCUCAGUUACCUGGAGGUGGGGCUGGGUUCCCAGAGCAUCCACAUGGAGUUUGAAGAAGGGGGUGUGGCCUACACUCUCCUCGUACGGGACAGUUCACGCUGCAAACGCUUCUUUGGCCUCUUGACAGGAAUUGUGCGUGAGAUGGCUUCCAAAUCGGACAGCAAGCUGAGGUCCAUCUCCACCACAAGACUCAACCCUCAGCACCAUUUGUGGCCUCUAGUGUGUGAAGACAUGCAGACAGAGGUGGAUGAUGGCCAGCCACAGUUCUUCUACAUCCUGGCUUUCCUUCUGCAAGAGGACAUUUGGACUCCGCUGACAGUGCUGGCGACCCGGGAAACCCUGUACUUGCUCAACGAAGAUCACCAGUGGAGGAAGAGCUCACCCAACCUGACAGCCAAUGAAAACGCAGACCCCUGCAGCGGGACCGUCACCAUCCUGGAGACCCAGCCAAUCAGCUGCGUGAGCUCAGUCCAUCUGUGGCCCUCAGACCCGUGCAGGAUGAACAUGAAGCUUUACGAUGAGACGGUGAAGCAGGAGAAGACCUGGUCCGUUCGCUCAGAGAGCGGCGAGCUGCUUCAGGGUCUGCUGGCCUGGGUCAGAGCGCGGUGGGAGGCCAUGUUCGGAGUCAAACUCAGCACAACCUUGCAAGACACGACAUCAUGACGGGGGAGAGAAAACAACUCUGUGCGUGUGUGUGUGUGUGCUGGUUUUCGUGAGCGGGACUUUGCAUGUCAGUCGUGGGAAAUAUUUUGUGAGUGUGAGCAUCUGUGUCUUCACUUUCUCUGCAUUAUCUGCACUUAGUCUGGGUACAUUAUGUUGUUGUUUUCAUUGUCUUUUAAGCCUAGUACUUUGACUGCACUCAUUCAUGUGGCGUACCAGCUUGCAGAGGCACUCUUUGUAUUGUUUACCUCUAGAUGCCGUCCCACGUAACGUUUCUACAGCAGAAACAGUGUGUGCCUUAUUUCUUCAUGCACGUCCUGCUGCGUUUUCAUACUGAAAUGCACCUUAAUGUGUCUCUGCUUACUAGUGCUCCUAAUUCACUGUAGCAUCAAGCGAGGAUGGAGUUGAGUUACAUGUGAUAUUUUGUGUUUUUAGAGGAAUAACAAAGGGAGCUGAGAACAAAAUCGUGAGAGGUGUGUGUGUGUGUGUGUGUGUGUGUGUGUGUGUGUGUGUGUGUGUGUGUGUGUGUGUGUGUGUGUUAUCUGCAAAUCCAUCCUUCUUGUUAUCUUGGACUGAGGGCAGCCUCAUCAGCUUGGGGUGCAGUGAGUUGUGACAUCACGCGCUCAACAUGAGGCUGCAGUUCAGUUGCCUCUGCACUGCAAAAAAAAUCUCCCCCUUAACAAAUCAUUUCAACUCAUACUCAGUGUUGAAAAUCUUCCCAGAAAAAAAUCUUUUAGGAUUUUUUCUGGGAAGAAGUCUAAAUAUGUUGAAACAAGGCAGAACAAGGCACCAGGAUCAAGAAAAUGACACUUAACUCAAGAAAGUAAGUGGGAUUAUCUCAUCCCUCUUGACCUUGUUUGGACAAAAACUAGAUUUCAACACUGAAUGUGAGAUGAAAUCACUCGUUAAGAUGGAGUUUUUUGCAGCGUGCAGGUCUCAAGUUGUCAUCCUCAGGCAUUUCUCCACACCUUUUCCUCCCAAUUAGUGUCUUGUGAUGCAUCCAUCCACUGUGUGAUUGUGUAAACAGAAAGGGAUACCAGAGGGGCAAAUUUGCAGAAAGCCAUCAAUCUACUGGAAGAUGGAUUGUUACAGUUAUGCUCCUCUUAACUCGGGAACAGAUGUUUGUUUUCAGGUUGACUUUAUGCAGAAAGUAUCUGUUAGGCACUGUCGUUUCAAAAGUGCAGUUGAUUUGCAUAACUUCCGAUUUUGGUUUAUAUUUGUCAUUUAAAAAUCUAAUAUAGACGCACUGCCGAUUUGUGCAUCGUGGUAAAAAUGUAGCCUGGUGCUGCUGCUGUGAAGUCAAUGCUAUGAUCCAUAUUCUGUGAUGACGCAGCAAAAAUCAAAGCAAACUCAACACUGUUAUAGCUGAAUUUGGAGAAGCCAAUACUUACAACUUAAUUUAUUUGUCUGUUAACAUUGUUUUCAUAAUCAGUCAAGUCAGAAAAGUGUAUUUUUUAUUUUUAUAUGAAUAAAAAAAAGGACAUUUGAUGUAUGGUUAAGUGAAUUAAAAUGGAACGCAUUGAUGUGUGCUCUUUUUCCA
Messenger RNA from Myripristis murdjan (pinecone soldierfish), 5408 nucleotides. It is a transcript of the gene stk11ip, whose product is annotated as serine/threonine kinase 11 interacting protein. NCBI's taxonomy places the organism in Eukaryota, Metazoa, Chordata, Actinopteri, Holocentriformes, Holocentridae. The transcript has 26 exons. Gene Ontology annotation, cellular component: cytoplasm. Bases 185 to 3871 code for a protein of 1228 amino acids. Gene Ontology annotation, molecular function: protein binding. Gene Ontology annotation, biological process: intracellular protein localization. The record is from RefSeq and is a predicted model, not a curated record.